Megalopta genalis is the source of this 2660-nucleotide messenger RNA. Its product is annotated as SH3 domain-binding glutamic acid-rich protein homolog. NCBI's taxonomy places the organism in Eukaryota, Metazoa, Arthropoda, Insecta, Hymenoptera, Halictidae. The record is from RefSeq and is a predicted model, not a curated record. Gene Ontology annotation, cellular component: cytoplasm.
AAUACAUAUGUACACCUGACCGUUAGAUUUCGCGGAGGGUUGUACAGGCCUGGUAUCAGGAUCGCAGUUGGAUCUUGGCCGCAACGUAGAAAGGAUUGGCUGUGCAACGGCGCAUGAGAACACUCGUUAAACCGGCCUGAAAUGACGUAGCCAGUGGAUCCCAGACCAGCGAGGCCCGUGCAUGUUAAGUCAGUGUUGCUCGUAGACUGCGGUGCCUCCGAAUUAAACAGCCUGUAGUGAUUCACACUUGAUCCCUUAUCACUCCCAUUAGCAGAACCGCUAAUCGUGGCAAACACCGUGCAGAAGUGCGAGCGUGUCAAUUGGUACGAGGGCGCCGGCUAACGAUGGUCGUCAAAAUCUACAUAUCGGGUAUCAGCGGCAACAAAGAAGUAAAAAAAAGACAACAGCGUGUCUUAAUGAUAUUAGAUAGUAAAAAUGUAGAGUAUGAAACGAUUGAUAUAACAGAACCAGGAAAGGAAAUGGAGAAGGAAUUUAUGCAGUCUAAUAGCAUUGCAAGAGAUAGCAAGUACCCAUUACCUCCACAGAUAUUUCAUGAAGAAGAAUAUUGCGGGGAUUAUGAGGAUUUCGAUUUGGCAAAUGAGAUGGAUGAAUUGGAAGAGUUUUUAAAAGUGGCUCCUCCUGCUAGUGCAGCAGGUGCAGCUCAGAACAAAAACAUUCAAGAAAAUGGAAAUACCACAAGUAGAGAGCCUUCCACAGAUAAGGAUGCAGUGGCUGUGCAGAAUGAAAGCUUAGAGGAGAGGACGACUCUGCCAAAUGAAAGUAUACAGUCAGAUGAAUCUAAACCUGCAGAAAACGAUGACGGGAUAAAUAUUACAGCCGAGGAAGAUACGGAACAUCCAGACGAAAGCGCCGAAAAGAACGAAGAAAAAUCGAAUGAUCAAGAAAAAGAAGAGUAGGUGGGAAAUAAACCCAUUUAAUGGAGGGACGUUUCAUACUUCCUUGAGAUCCUUGGUUUUCUACCAAUAAGGGUAUUUUAUAAAAGCUAUAUUUAUCAUGUUUCUAAGGCUGAGUGAAGGUACUGCCAGGAAUGAACAGUAUAAAUGAAGUAUAAACUGCACUUUUAUAGAACUAUUUUACAUUGCAAUUGAGUACGUUUUCGUCAAGAACUUUUUAUAGGUCUAGCUAGAAAGGAUAUGAAUUAUUUUCAUCCUACUUCAUAUCAGUAGUUAAUACCUAAUGUUUUUAAUUCCUUAUAUUAAUUACCUUGCAUUGUUUAUAUAGUAUUUUAUUCUUUACUUUUAAAUCGCAAGUUUUAACGAUGCGCUAGGAGUAAUAAAUUUUUCAGUAUUGAGUUAUUCUCUCUUCUAUCAGUUGCGAAAAGUAUAACAAUGAAAUUUGGUAAAUUUAUCUGAUUUGGAAAUUGUUUCUCUGUAGUCAAUUAAAGUUUUAUAUUGAAAUAUUAUUUUCCUACUCUCGCAUACAAUUAUUUCAAUAGAUUAUCAGAAGUCUUCGUACGCUUAUUUAUAGGCCAAGAUGUAAACUAUUUACUUAUCAGUUGUACUAAGACAUGACUUCCGUAAUAUCGAGUCUAGAAUAUUUUAUUCUUGUCUUCAUAAAAUUUUAGCUUCGUUCCUUUCGUUCUCUCAAGAUUCUUAUGGUAAAGGUUUCCCAUUACACGAUGAAAACAAUAUCGAACAGUACGGCACUCAGUUACGUAUGAAAUACAAUUACUACAAAAGACGACACAAAAUUAGUCAUAGUAAUAAUAUCAUGCGCACGAAAUCUAUAUUAUGAUCAAGUACAUCCUAAAUAUACAAGAAAUCGAGAGAUCGAAAUAAUUCUCGACAUUAUUAUUAUUAUUUCUAAGAACGUUAGGAUUAAUUUAAGACAUUUCUUAGUUUUACAUGACGUGUCUGCCAAAAUUACGCAUCAAUCCGUUGAAAUUAGAUUUAUAACGUUUCCAUACUUGUUACGGAUAAUAUAAAUCAACAGGUAUUCCAGGAAAAUUAAAGGUAAUACAAAGAUAGAUUAAUUUGUAGGAACAUUUUUUCAUGCUACAAAUAUCUACUUACAUUUAAUUCAAUUUACUAAACCGCUAAGAAUAUUAAACCCUUUUGCCGAAGGCCUACUUACGACUCGUUCCUAAAAGCGAAGGCCGAUUAAUCGUAUUUGGUCCUACUUUGUUACCUAAACAGCUUGAGAUUUUAAUUAUUUUACAUAUAUAACGUUGACUUAACUGAUCACAUAGUAGGUGGGGAUUAAUCACGAACAAAUUGUAGCUUUACGCAAAUUGUUAUGAACUGUUCUGUUACGAAGUGGAAUAAAAUAUAGAACGCAAGAUUCAUCGUAACUGUGCACGAGAUGAUAAGCCUGAGUAAUUUUAAUAUACCGUGUACCGCAGCUUGUUUGGAUAUCAGGUAUUCGUUAUAAACUAAUUAUAGAAGAGGAUAAAUAAGUAAAAAGCUUUACCUAAGUGAGUCAAAGUUGUCCACCAUACACAUAUGUUGUUAUUAUAAAACACUGUGUCCGGAAAUAAUAGGUGUUGGACGUAAGCAUUGAAGUUAAUAAAUUUUAACAUGGUAUAUUCAAAAUAUAUAUUUGCGAGAACAAUAUUCAUUAUACAUCAUGUAUAUGAAUCAUGCUGAUCAUUGUUACAUGCAUAUAAGACUUUACUAAUAAAUAUCAUAAUAGAAGUUUAA